CAGGCUGGGGACGGUGUCGUUGCUUCGGGCUCGGCUGCUGCGGCAGCAGUUGCCGUUAACUCGCUGCCGUUUCUCCGGAGCCUGCUGGCUGGGUCCUCGCUGGGCGCGGGACGGGGCCCAGGGCCCGCGGUUGGUUGGGCCUCGGUGUGAGACGCGGUUCUUGAGGCUGCGGGCGGCGAGGACAGCGCUGGCAAAGACCCUUCGUGCAGCGCUGUUGUGUUUUGGAGUGAGCUGCUGGACGCCCACGGGUUAAUCUCAUUCAUAAACAUAAAAAGAAUAAAAUGUCCUUUGGACGUUGACUUUUCAGGGUGUCUCCGUACAAAAGUGGGCAAGGGGCUCUGCACAACCAGUCAUCAGAAUGGGCACAACUGCGUUACUGAAAUUGUAAUGCAAAUAUAUGUAAGAAAGCAUGUUUUCAGUCACCUCAACUGCAUUUUACAUGUUCAGUGUAAGUCGGUUAGGAUGGAAGUGAGACAGUGUCCCGUUCUCGCGUGAACGCUUGGGGAGGCAGCCGUGGGGGCGGCAGCGGGCGUCACGGCUCCUGCCGCUUCUCACGGUUGCGUUUUAAUCCGUUUUAAGCUUUGCUGAUAUCAAUGUCUAAUUACAGAUUGUAAUCGUAAGUUUUGUAUUGUCAUCCCAAGUUCUAAGCUCUCCAAAUACAGCUUCUGCACCUCCUUUUAUGAAUUGUGCCUCGAGAAGAGCACGGAAGUUGUGAGCGCAAAGAAUAACUUACGAAUUAUUCACAAGUCGUCAAAGGGACAUCCUGGUAUUAGGCGGCCUCAUCUCUUUUUUCAUACAAGGUGAAGCAAAGGAGCCGAACGAGAUCAGCUACGGAAAAGUAAGUUGCUAAAAUCAAUUUCCUGAUGUUUGGCGAGAUAUCACUGACUGAUUCAAAUGGAUGAAUGAAUGGAAGUUACGAAGCGCUCUUCUCCUCCCGCCGUGUGUUGGAGGAAGCUCAUCGGCUGAAGGAAAGCGGGAGAACCCCGGAAAGCGGCCGCUCAGCGCCCCCCCCCCCUAUGCCGCGCUCCUCCCGCCCGCCGGGCCUUGCGCAGCCGCGCCGCGGCGGUGGGCGGGGCCCGCGGCUGGUGGGCGGGGCAGUGUCGGGUGGCGGGCGGGGCCCAGGGCAGUGGGCGGGGCGGACUCUGGCGGUGGGCGGGGCUCGGCGCGGCCAUGGCGGCGGCUCCGCGUUGGCGGGAGCGGCUGUUCGCGCUGUACUUCCUCUCGCACGUCCCGGUGACGCUGCUGAUCGACCUGCAGCCGCUGCUGCCCGCCGGGGUCUACCCGCCCGCCGUGGCUGCAAAUGGAUAAGGACGCCUGCGAUUAUCUACUCCACCCACGUAGCCACGACUCUGUUUCCCAUCCUGGCGCACAUCCUGUUCCACGACUUCUCCAAGUCUGAGCACUCGGGACCUCAGACGCCGCGCGAGCGCCUGACGCUGCUGUCGAUAUACCUGCCGUACCUGCUGGUCCCGCUCCUCAUCCUCUACACCAUGCUCCGCAGCCCCCACUACAACCAGGCGGACAAGAGGAAGAGGAAGUAGCCCCAGCAGCGGCUGCACCGCGGCUCCGUCCCGCUCUGCUGCAGCCCCUGCGCUGGCGUCCCCCGGACAAGCGGCUCUGGCGGUGCUGGCUGCAGCAGUGACAACCUGAGGACCUGCACCAGGACCAGGACUUGGUUUGAGUCUACGGCUCCUUCCAUCCGAGUUUAAUGCUCUCCGUCCCCCGUCCCGGCCCCGCUCUCCAUCCCCAUCCCGGCCCCGCUCUCCGUCCCCAUCCCGGCCCCGCUCUCCGUCCCCAUCCCGGCCCCGCUCUCCGUCCCCAUCCCGGCCCCGCUCUCCGUCCCCCGUCCCGGCCCCGCUCUCCGUCCCCCGUCCCGGCCCCGCUCUCCGUCCCCAUCCCGGCCCCGCUCUCCGUCCCCAUCCCGGCCCCGCUCUCCGUCCCCAUCCCGGCCCCGCUCUCCGUCCCCAUCCCGGCCCCGCUCUCCGUCCCCAUCCCGGCUCUGCUCUCCAUCCCCGUCCUGGCCCCGCUCUCCGUCCCCAUCCCGGCUCUGCUCUCCGUCCCCCGGCCCCGCUCGGUCCGGUCCGUGCAGCCGCCUGUGCCGCAGCCCCGCGGGUCCCUCCCUCGAGGGGUUUUGUGCGGUACCCCUGCACAGGAACAGGAGCUGUUGACCAUUUGAGGUGUAAUUGUGUGGCGGGGGAGCCACAGCCGAUCCUUUUCCUUCACGUGCCCUUUUCCAGGGUGACUGUUAGAAAACCGCUUCAGUGACAAACUGGUCUUCCAAGAGCAAAAUCCAGAGCUGGUUAACGCAAAGCUGUGCUUUUGAAGCACUGCAAAUCAUACGAUCGUUCUUUACUUCCUCGCUCCUUCCUUUAAAAUUUCACCUUCCUUUGCUCUGCUUCAGCCUUGGUACAUCGUCAGCGUCUGAUCAACGAGAAAUGUGCCAAAAUCUGAAUUUCCAAAUGCGUAUCGUGAACUUCAUGACAUGAGGAUACUGCUGGAGUUCUGAAGUACUUCAGGGUUGUGCUCGAGGAUUUCUAAAUUGCUCUCUUCUAUGAAAUCACUUCUAGUAUGGAAAUAAAUAACUAAAUGCAUUAAA
Molecule: messenger RNA, 2596 nt
Organism: Columba livia (rock pigeon)
Lineage: Eukaryota; Metazoa; Chordata; Aves; Columbiformes; Columbidae
Gene: TMEM97
Product: transmembrane protein 97
Exons: 2
Coding region: 903-1541 (212 amino acids)
Cellular component (GO): endoplasmic reticulum
Source: RefSeq, a predicted model, not a curated record